AAUAACAUAACAGAGUAUCCAAAAGACGUUACAAAGUUAAUUGACACUGCUGCUUGGAUUCCUCCAACUUGUGGUUUAUCCGCAAUUCUAGUAGGUUCUAUGUUUCCUUUAGCUGAUUAUUGGUUCAUGCGUAAACCACAAGAGUUUCAAAGAGAAUGGAGAACUGGUGUUAUGUAUAUUUUAGUUGCUAAUGGAAUUUAUAGUUUUACACAUGCUGAUUUUUUUGGUGUGCGUUCUUGGAUUCCUUGUAUUUUAUAUUCUUCAUGUGUAUGUUUUGGCACAAUAGGAAGGCAAUUAAUGAUAGUACCAGAAGAUUGGUAUGAUGGGAAUGAACAAAAUAAAUUUUGUGAAGCAGAUUGUUUGAUAUCAGUAAAAGGAGAAUGA
Scutellospora calospora is the source of this 384-nucleotide messenger RNA. The record is from the annotation of a GenBank genome assembly. NCBI's taxonomy places the organism in Eukaryota, Fungi, Glomeromycota, Glomeromycetes, Diversisporales, Gigasporaceae.